Sabethes cyaneus is the source of this 1954-nucleotide messenger RNA. RefSeq names its product zinc finger CCCH-type with G patch domain-containing protein. The record is from RefSeq and is a predicted model, not a curated record. Gene Ontology annotation, molecular function: metal ion binding; DNA-binding transcription factor activity, RNA polymerase II-specific; RNA polymerase II cis-regulatory region sequence-specific DNA binding. The transcript is spliced from 2 exons. The annotation marks the transcript as partial. Lineage: Eukaryota; Metazoa; Arthropoda; Insecta; Diptera; Culicidae. Gene Ontology annotation, cellular component: nucleus. Gene Ontology annotation, biological process: regulation of transcription by RNA polymerase II; negative regulation of DNA-templated transcription.
AUCAAAUUGUAUACAGAGCAGCUUUCUCAGGUGGAACAUGCUCUGGCUACCACGGAAAACCAAAGCGAACGCAACGAAUUGGAAAAUCUUAGAAAUGAUUUAAACGAACUACUUCGACUGACCCGCGAAACUCUAGCUCACGAACAUGGUCCGAGCGCGAGCGCACCCGCUAGUUCGGGAAUGGAAAGUGAGUUUGCGGCUUUCAUGGCCGAAAUUAACGGCCUAGAUUGCGAUGACGAAAUUCGUUCGAACCAAACGCGUUCAUCGACUGAUGAAUCGGAAAAUACAGCAGAUCUUAUAGGAAGCAAGUGCUCUGCUCCACACGUUCACCGCUGGGGCUCGACGGCAUUCCAUAAUGCUCUAAUAUGCAGCCUAGAUUCAUCGGAUAGGAGUAACAUCCAAAUUAAAGUAUUAUUUAUUAAUCCGACUCAUCAAGAAAUGGUACCUUGCCCUUUUUUUCUGGAAGGUGAGUGUAAAUUUGACGAUGAUAAAUGUCGGUAUUCGCAUGGAGAAGUUGUAGCGUUAAGUGAACUGAAAGACUAUCGACAGCCACGAUUUGACUUACUGGGGAAAAAAGGCUGGAGAGUUUUAGCGAAACAGAAAAAUCGCUUAUGGGCUAAAGGGGCUGUCAGCGAGGCUGAUUUCGGCAACAAAUCCUGUAAAAUAAUUAUAGAUGAGGGCAAACGGAUGCUGGAGCUACCGUUUGAAGAUAUAUUGCCAUUAGAAGAAGAAGGCGAUAGUGACAUACUUUCAAAUUCUGACGAUUGCUCGUCCGCUGACGACACUGUAGACGAUGCUGCUGAGUUCCGUCAGGCUGAGAUAAUCCAACGAAGUUUGCUCAAUCCAGUUCCAUCGCAGCGACUGGGCGAGUGGGAACAGCACACCAGAGGAAUCGGUUCUAAAAUAAUGAUGAAAAUGGGAUAUGUUGUUGGUUCGGGACUUGGAACUAAAGGAGAGGGAAGAGUGGUGCCGGUUAGUGCGCAGGUUCUUCCACAGGGAAAAUCGCUGGAUUACUGCAUGGAGCUGCGUGAACGUGCAAACGGAAACAGCGAUCUGUUUUGCGUAGAAAAGAAACUUCUGCGGCAGAAAAAAAUACAGGAAAAGAAAAAUGCCAGGCAAAACGCGAAAAAUAAACGCAAAAGUGAAGACGUUUUCAGUUUUAUUAACAGUGAAAUAUUGGGUAGCACAGUGAAAGAUUUACCCAGUUCAUCUAGUAAGAAACAAAUACAAACGACAACCACAUCGCAAAAACUGGAUCUGCCGAGCUGUUCAUCGAAAAAUUUAAAUAUCGCCAGCUUGAAGUUAUCGGAGCACACACGGCGAUUAAAGGCCGACAUAGACAGGCUAAAUAGUUCUCUAGCUCGACAUCAACCUGGCACACAAGUUCACUCAAAUCUCAAAAAACAGAUUGCCGAUAAACGCUCCGAAAUAGCACAAAUACAGGCCACCGAGAAAACCAUCGACCGAGAGCAACAACUACGAUCCGAUAAACGAAAAAUGACAAUAUUUUAGAGAAUACUAUGCAAAGUUGACUGUACAUUUGCUUUAUUACGUAUCAUUAUAAACAUAAUGUAUUCAUCUGCGUGGUUCUGCACGGAAAACCUUUCUGGUAAACUAAAUAAUUGAAGCAACUUCAAUUUUUUAGUUUGUCAAUAGUAAGUUAAAGAAUAAAACAUUCUUUGAGUCAUUAUCUGGACCGUAAAAUGGAACAUUUGGAGUGCUUCGAUUUCUUCUGAUAGUCACUUCCGCAUCGUCAUCACUCUACUCCAUUUUUUUUUGUAUACCAGAAGAGCAUCAGGCGGUGGAUAAGCAACGUAGGAGAGCUAUUGAAUACAGUCAAAAGUUCUUGUUCAAUUUACAAACAAUCAAUAUUAUUCAAUUCUUUGAUUUAAUAAUUUUGCGGAAGUUGCAAGUGUCCAUCUAAGACUCAAAGUAUCACAAUAUGUUAUUCAAA